Messenger RNA from Bicyclus anynana (squinting bush brown), 4885 nucleotides. Its product is annotated as multidrug resistance protein homolog 49-like. NCBI's taxonomy places the organism in Eukaryota, Metazoa, Arthropoda, Insecta, Lepidoptera, Nymphalidae. Gene Ontology annotation, molecular function: ATP binding; ABC-type transporter activity; ATP hydrolysis activity. Bases 389 to 4153 code for a protein of 1254 amino acids. The transcript has 22 exons. Gene Ontology annotation, biological process: transmembrane transport. The record is from RefSeq and is a predicted model, not a curated record. Gene Ontology annotation, cellular component: membrane.
UUGUUGUAAUGUCCCGCAGUACUAUUAGACGCUUUAGCUCGUCUCGUGUUUACGUCAGAUAUAACUCGGUUAAAAAUAACAACACUGAAUUAUUACAGAGAAUUGCCACAAUAUUUAUUCUCUUUGGUGAUAAGUUAAAUGGUGGAGUAAUAUUAACGAAGCUAAAAAACUAGCUUAUUACUGUGACGCUGAAUUUCGAGUAUUUCACGCGUGUGUAAGGAGCGCUACAAAUUAUAGAUAAUAGAAAACAGAAAUCUAUAUUGAUAGUGUAUGAAUAAACGUAUAUAUAACUGGAGAUAAGUCAUAUCUCCCACAGUCCUGCAUACAACUUUGUUGAUAGCACACCGCACGCGUUGUACAAACAAAACACAAUAAAUUCUAAUCUAACAUGAAUGAGGAAAACACGAAUGAAAAUUACACCACAGACGAGACAGAGGCGCUUUUGAGAAAUGAAUCAACCGAUCCAAAUAUCUGUGAUACGGAUGCCAAAGAAGAUGAAGUCAUUCCAAGCAUAUCAUAUUUUACAUUGUUCAGAUUUGCAUCCUUAACAGACAAGUUAUUCAUAUUUAUAACAAUAAUAACUGCGAUCAUAUGUGGAUGCACAGUACCUGUAAAUACGUUAUUAUUUGCUGCGUAUCUUCAAAGUAUGGUGGACUUCGGAAGAUCAGUCCAUGAUGGUACACCACAAGUGGAAGUUUUUCUUCAAGCAGCAAAAACAUUUGCUAUCUAUUACAGCCUUGUUGGUGGUGUUACAAUGGUCCUUUCAUAUAUCGGUACCGUCCUCAUGAAUACAUCAGCGUACAAUCAGGUUUAUCGAAUACGACAAGCAUAUUUGAAAGCUGCUUUAAAUCAGGAUAUCGAAUACUUUGAUACUAAUCAAAUUGGAGACUUCGCUACGAAGAUGUCCGAUCAUGUUGUCAAACUAGAGGACGGAAUAGGAGAAAAAGUGGAAAUGUUUUUCUUCUACCAGGCCGCUUUCUUGAGCUGUGUUAUUAUGGCACUCAUAAAAGGGUGGAAACUAGCUCUACUUUGUCUAGUUUCAUUACCGGUCUCGUUCUGCCUAUUUGGAGCUUCGGGCUGGAUCGCGUCUAAGCUAUCGGAGCGUGAAGCUGAGUUGUCAAGCAAGGCAGGAGCAGUGGUUGAGGAAGUGUUCUCGGCCAUCAGAACUGUGUACGCUUUCAGCGGACAAAAGAAAGAGAUUGAUAGAUAUGAUCAACUUUUGGCUGAAGCCAGGAGUGUCAACAUUAAGAAAGGUUUUUUGGAAGCAAUAUUUAUGGGCCUUCAGGAAUUCUAUAUUUACGGUUCCUACGCCUUAUCCUUUUGGAUUGGAUAUAAACUUAUGAUAAAUGAACCCAAAACAUACGACGUGGAGACAAUGUUGGCAGUGUUCUUUGGAAUAACGAUGGCGUCCAUGCACUUUGAGAUGGCGUCUCCUCUAAUGGACACAUUCGGCACAGCGACCGGCGCAGGUGCACAGAUAUUCAGACUAAUUGAUAACGUCCCAAAGAUUAACAACUCAGAUGCAGGCGUGGCAAUGGACAGCAUGUAUGGAAACAUUUCUCUGAACAACGUCGUGUUUCACUACCCGUCUAGACCAGAUGUACCGGUUCUUAAAGGGGUGAGCCUCAGCGUGCAACGUGGUCAAACCGUAGCCCUGGUGGGGCAUUCAGGUUGCGGCAAGUCGACCAUCAUCCAGCUACUGUCCAGAUGUUAUGACGUCAUCGAUGGAAGCAUAACCAUAGAUGAGAUCGAUAUUCGCAAUGUAUCAGUGAAAUGGCUGCGCAGUAAAAUCGGUGUAGUUGGACAAGAGCCAGUACUGUUCAACACUACGGUGCAGGAAAACAUUCGCUACGGGCGGGAUGACGCUUCGGACUUUGAAGUUGAAAGCGCAGCGAUUCUUGCAAACGCACAUGAGUUUAUUAGGAAACUUCCAUUGGGUUAUAACACACUGGUGGGUGAAAGAGGUGCAUCACUAUCAGGAGGACAAAAGCAACGUAUCGCAAUAGCGCGUGCGAUUAUUCGAGACCCAUCUAUUCUCUUGCUAGACGAAGCGACGAGCGCACUUGAUACAGCUUCAGAAGCGAAAGUUCAAAAAGCACUUGACAGGGCCAGUGAAGGUCGCACUACAAUAGUUGUUGCCCACAGGCUUUCAACAAUUAGAAAUGUCGAUAAAAUAUAUGUUCUGAAAGAAGGCAUGAUAGUUGAAAGUGGAAACCACAACGAACUAAUGUCUGAAAGAGGCUACUACUAUGAUAUGGUAAUGCUACAAUCAAGUCCCGAGACCCCUGAUGCAGUUAUAAGCGACGUCAAUUUCAAGCGAAACAUAUCAAUGGAACAAGGCAUAGACGACGAUGAAGAUUUUGAAGAAAUAGUAGAGGAAGAGAAACAAAGUCCUGAUGAAACUGCAGUAGCGCCAUUCUCCACUGUGAUAAAACUCAGUACCCCAGAGUGGAAGUCUAUAACAGUAGCUACUUUUUGUUCAAUCGUGAUGGGCUUUUCUGCGCCAUUGUUCGGUUUGAUUCUUGGAGACUUUGUCGGGGUACUUUCUAAUCCGGAUACAAAUUUCGUUGAAGCCCAAAUACGAAAAUAUGCAUUCACCUUUAUUGGCAUUGGAAUAAUAUUUGGUAUUGCAGAAUUAUUAACGGCAUUUUUGUUCACAUUGGCUGGUGAACAUUUAACGACAAGAUUAAAAAAGCUCAUGUUUGAAAAGUUACUUCAACAAGAAAUUGGUUAUUUUGACGAUAAGAGCAAUUCAACGGGAUGCCUGUGCGCACGCCUUUCAGGCGAAGCAGCUUCUGUACAUGCAGCAACAGGUCAAAGAAUUGGAACAAUAUUACAAUCUGUUAGUACAUUAUUAUUCGCCACCACAGCUGCGAUGUAUUAUGAAUGGCGCUUGGGGCUUGUUGUCUUAUCAUUCGCGCCGCUAUUGAUUGCCAUUACAUAUAUAGAAGGAAGAUUGGUAUCUGAAGAGUCUAUGGGGAUUGCGAAAGCUAUGGAAUCUAGUUCUAUGAUUGCUGUAGAAGCAGUUGCUAACGUACGCACAGUUUCAGCUCUAGGCAAGGAAGACUUCUUCGUCGAAGAGUAUGCCCGCCAACUGAAGCCAGCACUUCAAAUUGCUAGACGAGCAACUCAUAUGCGUGGACUAAUUUUUGGAUUAUCCAGAGGAAUCUAUGAUUUUGUAUAUUCUGCCUCCUUGUAUUACGGAGGAACUUUGAUGGUAUACCACAACGUUGACUAUGGUGUAGUACUUAAAGCAGCAGAGACACUUAUUAUGGGCUCCUCAUCUGCAGCAUCUGCUUUUGCGUAUGCUCCUGAUUUCCAAAAGGGAUUGAGUGCUGCUGGACGCAUUAUACAACUAUUAAAUCGACGGUCUAAAAUUAAAAAUCCUGAAAUACCAGCGUCGGAAGAUUUCAAAGGAACAGGAAAUGCAAGCCUACGAAAAGUAUUAUUUAAGUAUCCAACACGUCCUUCAGUAAAAGUUCUUGAAAACUUCGACCUGGACAUUGAGAAGAAUAAAACCAUUGCAUUGGUGGGUCCCAGUGGUUGCGGCAAGAGCACUAUUAUACAACUUCUCGAAAGAUAUUACGAUCCCGAUGAAGGAAUAGUGGCUCAAGACAACAUCCCUCUGCCGACGCUUCGUUUAGAUGAUGUGAGGCAAACAAUAGGAUUUGUACAACAAGAACCAGUCUUAUUUGAUAGAACUAUUGCUGAAAACAUAGCUUAUGGAGACAACACCAGGCAAGCUGGCAUUGAAGAAAUUAUAGAAGUCGCAAUACAAGCCAAUAUUCAUGAAUUCAUCACUACGUUAUCGAUGGGAUAUGAAACUAAUGUUGGUAAGAAAGGCACACAACUAUCUGGAGGUCAAAAGCAGAGAAUAGCCAUUGCACGUGCUCUGAUACGACAGCCUAGAAUACUAUUCCUUGAUGAGGCUACGAGUGCAUUAGAUACAGAAAGUGAAAAGGUAGUGCAAGAGGCGCUGGACGCCGCGAAGGCCGGGCGCACGUGCGUGCUCAUCGCGCACCGCCUGAGCACGGUGCGCGACGCGGACGCUAUCUGCGUGCUCAGCGGCGGACUGGUGGCGGAGCGCGGCACGCACAAAGAGCUCAUGCAGCUCAAGGGACUCUAUUACAACUUGAAUAGACGAGGAUUAUAAUACAUCAUUUCGUUAAGUGCAAUAAACGUUAUAGUGCUACCUACACACUUUUAAGUAAUUUAUGAAGUGGACGAAGGAAAAAAUACCCUAUAUCCUUAAAAUGAACUUCUAGAUCAAAAAAUGUAAGCCAAAACUUAAGCAAUUAACUGGAAUUUCUACCAAAACUUAAUUCAGCCAUCUCCAGUUGUGUACCCAGUUUAUCUCAAAAGCACUUGUACAAUUCGACCUGAAAGCCGUCCACUUUAUAGUAAUUAUUGCUUAACGAUUUUAUACCAUUAGAUAUGUUACGUGCCUACAAAAUUACCCCGAAAAGUGAUCCGAAUUUAGCUAUUCUUUUUACUUUUUUUGUAUGUAGAGUUUUUACACUUCCUGAAGAACACGACGUAGUAGACAAUAUUUAGGUAUAAUUUGUUUAAAUAAUUUUCGUUGUUUACUAUGUGACUAAAGUACUAAACGAAAUUAAGACAAUUAGCCACUUUCGUUCACCUCACUUUCGACGCGCUAGUAACAUAUCUAACAGUAUAUAAUCUUUCAUUAUUGUUGAUAAAAUACAACUUGCACAAAUUGGUUUUAAUAGAGUCUUCUAUCUGUUAGGCAAUAUUUGUACAGCUCUCAAAACUUAAUAAAUAUUUGUUGACUCAGUAUUAUGUGAGAAGUGAUAGUGUUGUGUUUCGUGUUUGGAUAUUUAUUUAUUUUAAUUAAUUUAAGAAAGAAAUAAAUUUGUUUUAUAGU